Messenger RNA from Arabidopsis thaliana (thale cress), 884 nucleotides. RefSeq lists its product as uncharacterized. NCBI's taxonomy places the organism in Eukaryota, Viridiplantae, Streptophyta, Magnoliopsida, Brassicales, Brassicaceae. The transcript is spliced from 3 exons. The record is from RefSeq and is marked reviewed. The coding region runs from base 185 to 604 and encodes 139 amino acids.
CAUUUUGGAUCCGCGGGGGUAUCUUUGAUGGAACCGGUACACCUGCUUAACCGGCCGGUUUAUAGUUUUGUAUCCAUUUGUGAUUUGCGGGUUUCUGUUGCCACCUCCCCACUCUCCUCGCUUUUGUUGGUCUUGGAAAAACCCUGGGAUUUUGGGUAUCUCUGAGCACGAAUUCUACAUUCUCAUGGCUUUCGAACACAGAAAUGAAGACCUAAAUUCCUUGGAUUCGGAAGAAGAUCUGGAGAAAAUGGAGUCAGAGGUGGAGCAAAUGUCGCGCAAGGUUUCCGAGUACAGGAAAAGCCUACCGAGUAAUCUGAGCAAUUCUGUGAUUUCUUCUCGUAGAUCCAAUUUUCCCAACAUCGAUUCUUUGGGCUUUCGCACAACUAGCACAGCUCUAGUGUCAAGAGAUGGAGCACAUAUAGGUGGAAUCGAACAAGAAUCUCGAGAUAGCCUGAUUCAGCUCAAAGAAAGAGUGUACGAGAACAUUGCCACAGUGCCUCUAGUUGUAGAGAGAAUGCGAGAGAGUAAAGAGAGAAUCGACAAGUCCAUUUCUUUCAAUGGAACUACUAUGCACCCGGCUUUCACAAGGCGGAAAGCUAGCUAACUGAUCAGUUUCUACUUCUCCCUAUUGGCUUUACCACUCAAAGAAAGCUAAUGCAUAGGAGGAGAUAUGGCUGGUCUUUCUCUGAUUUUAAUAUGGACUCUUAUAGAAUCUUGGGCUGAUUCUACACCCUGUAUGUAUAUGUAAGAAUCACAUAAUCAGAUGGUUGCACAAUUGUCAAGAACACCCAAAUCCAAGCUUGCGAUUUAGCAAUCUCACCCGUGUAAGAAACUUAAAACCAUAAAACCAAUUGAUAUAAGAGCUUUUCUAGCAAAAACUUAAA